AGUGCGAUUGGUGCGACCUUAGCGUCCUGCGCAUGCUCAUGCCAGCUGGUAACCGGAGGUCGCUGAUGCAAUUGAACAACGUGAGGUGUUGGCGGUGGAGGUAGACGGUCAUUCAUCGUUGGCUCCCGAAGCUGAUCUGCACACGAUCGCCAUUGGAAGCAUUCAGCAUCAUGGGGGAAAGCAGAAAUGUUGAGGAGAAGAUCAGUCUUAUCACACGAAACUUGCAGGAGGUCUUGGGUGAGGAUAAGUUGCAUUCCAUUCUGCAAGAGCGAGACCUGAAUGUUUACUGGGGAACAGCCACAACUGGAAAACCCCACGUAGCAUACUUUGUGCCAAUGUCAAAGAUCGCUGACUUCUUGAAAGCUGGCUGUGAGGUAACUGUUUUAUUUGCUGAUUUGCAUGCUUAUUUGGACAACAUGAAAGCUCCUUGGGAGCUGCUUCAACUGAGAACGGAGUACUAUGAACGUAUUAUAAAAGCCAUGCUGGAAAGUAUAGGUGUACCAACAGAAAAACUCAAAUUUGUGAAAGGGACCGAAUUUCAGUUAAGCAGGGAAUACACUUUGGAUGUCUACAAGUUGGCCUCUGUAGUGACCCAACAUGAUGCCAAAAAAGCUGGUGCGGAAGUAGUUAAACAAGUGGAACAUCCUCUCCUCAGUGGUCUCCUGUAUCCUGGGUUACAGGCCCUAGAUGAAGAGUAUUUGAAGGUUGAUGCACAGUUUGGUGGGAUUGAUCAGAGGAAAAUAUUCACCUUUGCAGAAAAGUACCUUCCAGCUCUUGGGUAUUCCAAGCGCAUUCAUUUAAUGAACCCUAUGGUCCCAGGCCUGACUGGAGGGAAAAUGAGCUCCUCAGAAGAGGAAUCCAAAAUUGAUCUGCUUGAUGACAGGAAAGAUGUAAAAAAGAAGUUAAAAAAGGCGUUCUGUGAACCUGGCAAUGUGGAGAACAAUGGUGUUUUGUCCUUUGUGAGGCAUGUCUUGUUUCCAUUGUAUGGAGAAUUUGUAGUUUUGAGAGAUGAAAAGUGGGGUGGUGAGAAGACCUAUGUAGAAUAUGAUCAACUUGAAAGUGACUUCCGUGAUCAAACUAUCCAUCCUGGGGACCUGAAGAAUUCUGUGGAAGUCAUGUUAAAUAAGCUGUUGGACCCAAUCAGGAAAAAGUUUCAGACUCCAGAGAUGCAACAACUAAUCCAAGAAGCUUAUCCUGUGCCUAAGAAGCAACCCAAGGGAGCUCCCAAAGGACCAGCUGUUGAUGAUGUUGACAUUAGGCCUUCUAGGCUUGACAUUCGAGUUGGAAGGAUUAUCAGUGUGGCGAAGCAUCCUGAUGCAGAGAGUCUGUACGUGGAGAAAGUGGACAUUGGAGAAGCAGAGCCACGGACGGUUGUUAGUGGGUUAGUGCAGUACAUUUCUGCUGAGGAGCUCCAGAAUCGAGACGUGGUAUUGCUAUGUAAUCUGAAGCCACAGAAGAUGCGAGGAAUUGAAUCUCAAGCCAUGUUGCUUUGUGCGUCCAUAGAUGGAGAAAAGCGUAAAGUGGAACCAUUAAAUCCUCCAGAAGGCUCUGUACCAGGAGAGCGGGUGUUUGUGGAGGGAUUUGAAAAUGGUACAGCAGAUGAAGAACUGAAACCAAAGAAAAAAGUAUUUGAGAAGUUGCAGGUAGAUUUCAGGAUUUCAGAUGACUGCAUUGCCCAGUGGCAGGAGAAGAACUUCAUGACAAAACUUGGUGCCAUUACAUGUAAAUCGCUAAAAGGAGGAAGUAUAAGUUAGUUAAUACAUCCUACUUGAAAGUACAGAAAUUGCUUUUCGUCUGGCUUUAAGGCUUCAGCUCCAGCCCUGUACAGUUGAGGACAUUAUUGCAGUCUCCGAGCUGAAACGCAUACUAUGUUGUCUUCUAGUGGUGAAAUCAUGAAAUAAUGAAAUAUCAAUGAAUUGAAUAAAAGGUAUUAAUCUUGGAAUAAUCACAUUCUCAUUAAUAGUAUCUAAUAUACCAAUUAUCAAUGUGUCAGAAUGCAUUUAUUGCUCAGGUGACAUCCUUGCACUGCAUCAGUCGUUUCAUCGGCAUGUACCUUGUGUCUAAGUUGAGAUGUUUGAUAGUUGGCUCACUAGACACUCAAGUAAUUAGAUAGUAAAAGUCCACUAUCUGCUAAUUAUAAACAUCAUAGUUGGUAUAUAGCCCUGAUAAAGUCCAAACAGCAGAAGGAAUACAGCAUCUCAUAAACUAACCUCCUCCUGGCACACCAACAGGCAUCUUCUGCCCUGUAGCUGGAAAAAAGUCUGUGCUUCCCAUGGUGCCAUCAUUAGCCACUUGUAAAGCCACAAACAGGAGCAGAAUUUGACUUUUAUCUUGAGGAAUUGCUCAGGAAGAAUGUUUAUAUUCAUUAAAGCCCACAUAACUAGUGGUAUUAAUUUGACCAUACCUCUAAAUUUCAUCGGAAUGGCUUUUGGUUUCUUUGGCCUCGUAGUACUCCCUAGCUUAAAUUGAAUAUACAUAGACUAUCUGUAAACAUCUGUAACUUGCCUUCAUUCCUUAAGGUAAAUGAGUAAUUAUGUUCACGCAGCCUCAGAGCCUGCUUUGAUAUUUAUCUUGUGUGACUUUUGUUAAUGGGGCGGGGGGGAGAGGUGUCAGUAACCCAGUUUAAAUCUUGACCUCUGGUGCUGUCUGGGGUUUUUGUGCAUUCUCCCUGACACUGUGCUCUAGUUUCUUCCCACAUCCCAAAAAAAAGUGGGAUGGUUAAUUGGCUAUUGUAAAUUGCUCCACAAGUGUACAGUAGGUGUGGUGGUGGAAUGUGGAGGAGUUGAAAGGAAUGUAGGGAGAAUAACAUGGAAUUAAUGUAAAUGCAUGCUUACCAGCUGGACAGGUUCUGGGGCUGGAGGGUGUCUUUCCAUGCUGUGUGACUUUACUGAUUGUGAUUCAUGUCACAAUUAUAUUGGGUGAGACUACACUGUGUUGAGAACAGUUUUGGUUGGCUUCCAUAAAAUUGGAUGUACAUGUCACAGAGAAUGAUGAUUCACCAAGCUGGUUCCUGGGAAAGCAGGCUUGCUGUAGGAACAGACAUCGAGGAGGCAAGUCUUGAAUUCUCUACCAUCAAGAAGAAUAAGAGGUAAUCUCGCUGAGAUUUUUAAAAAUUCACAGGGGUUAGUGCAGAGGAGGUUUUUUUUUCCUCGUUAAAGUGUCUCAAACCAGGGUUCCUUGGUUUUGCUAGUGUUGAGUGUGAGGUUGUUGUUGUGACUGUGACGAAAUCUGAAGGAUUAUUCUAAAGUGGAUUGUUCCUUUAAAUGAGAGAGUGAGUGAGCGACUAAGAAAAAGGGAAAAGUCAUUUCGGGCUGAGAUUAAAAUUGAAAUGAGGUGAAAGAGCUGCCAUGAACUUGAGAGUCAGAGCAAACUUGAAGGGCCAGAUGCUAAUUCUUAUAAGAAGUAAUGUGCAAGAAAAUGGACUAUAACCAGAUUUCAUUGUGUACUUGUGAUCCAUAGAAUGCACGUCUGAGUUUGCAGCAGUAAGACAUUGCAUGUUCUAGCAAGGAAUUUGUCAUUGCAUCAGAAAUAUCACCAGCUGCCAAGACCCACGUUAAAUUUUCAGUUUAUUCUGACUUUUAAAUGAUUUGAGACGUCUUAAAUUUUAUGUUGUAUAAAUGAUAAAAUAAUCUUUGAAAAAUUAAGCAACCGAAAUUGUUUUUCCUAAGAAUUGAUUGGGACCCAGAAAUUCUUUGCUUUACUUCUCUAAAUCUAAGUUGCCUCAAGCUCUAGCUGGGACAGAAUAUAUCAAUGCACUUGUAACUUAGAUAUGCUGAUCAUAAGUGAAAACAAUUUCUUUAAUAUUUAAAUGUCUGCAAUUUCUAUUUUGUGUAUUGAAGAAAUAGGGAGUUUUUAAAUUAUUUUGAGAAAGAACAAAAUAAUCAGCCUCUUUUUUAAACUAUGAACUCUGUUGGAAACUAAUUGGAGGUGAUUGAUAUGUUUCAAUCAGUAUAAUUUUUUUUAAUAAUUUAGUUAGUUGACCUCCAAGACCUAUUACAAGUGUAACUUGGGAAUCAUGAUGCUCUAUUUUAUGCAUGUGUAGGUGGUUUGGCUUUGUAACAGCUCUCCAUUUAGUUAUGCACUCUUUACUUUUUGACGAAUAUUGUUCAUAUGUAAGGUGCAAUGGCCAAUUCUAAUACACCAAUUGCUCCUGCUGGCGGCCUAGCACGGGUUGUUACCCUUGUGUGAUGCACCCUGCAAUCACUCCAGUAGUGAUGUUUCAGAGUUGAAGAAAUAUAUUAGGUCCUUUAUUACAACUAGCAAGCCAAACAGUCAUGAAGUGAUGUAAUUCAGCGCAACUAAGUGGUCAAAAAAGAUGUGAUAUCCAGCGGUCCCCAGAACAAAACACAACUGCAUAACUUAUAGCCUUCACUUCUACCACGCCCCCACUUGAAUGACUAGUUAUUAUAAACAUGCAACAGAUGCUACGUUUCUACUUAAGAUUUGCUCGAAAGCCACCCCACUAGGGAUAAUGUUAUUGUUUACUUCAAAUGGCCUGUAGCUGAGUGUAACUGAUAACAAUUGAACCAUAACCUAUAUAUGUUGCCUUUAGAAUUAAAACACAAAGGGUGUUGGUUAUAGAAAACCCGAAGACCAGUUGCACACAUUAAAACAAAUCAGCAUGAAUUAUACACAAAUCAGAGAGCGUGCACAAAUUCAGACGUGAAUACGUGUAAAACAUGGAUGGAGCACUCAUUCACAUAGUUGGCAUUUUAAUGAAAACUAAUUGGUUGUGGGUAUUACUUGGUCCUUCAAGUAGGCAUUUGAAUUUAAUCCAUUUACCACCUUUCCAUUUUCAGACUUACAAGUAAACUUUCUGGCAAACUUUAGAUAGGACCAAUACUCAAUGUCCCAAGAAAAGCCAGGGGAGUGUAAUUAGUUGGAGAGUUCUUUCAGAAAGCCAGCAUAUGUAUGAUGCUUUGUUCAAAUUUAGAGUUAUGUGCAUGUUGUAUAUUAAAAUUGCUUAUGGAAGGGUCUGUUUCUGAAUUUAUAUCAAAAUCACAUUUAAUAUCAUCUGCAUAUGCCAUGAAAUGUCAUUAUGUGA
Molecule: messenger RNA, 5044 nt
Organism: Hypanus sabinus (Atlantic stingray)
Lineage: Eukaryota; Metazoa; Chordata; Chondrichthyes; Myliobatiformes; Dasyatidae
Gene: yars1
Product: tyrosyl-tRNA synthetase 1
Exons: 14
Coding region: 171-1754 (527 amino acids)
Biological process (GO): tyrosyl-tRNA aminoacylation
Molecular function (GO): tRNA binding; ATP binding; tyrosine-tRNA ligase activity
Source: RefSeq, a predicted model, not a curated record